Messenger RNA from Schizosaccharomyces osmophilus, 633 nucleotides. It is a transcript of the gene erp2, whose product is annotated as COPII-coated vesicle component Erp2/3/4. NCBI's taxonomy places the organism in Eukaryota, Fungi, Ascomycota, Schizosaccharomycetes, Schizosaccharomycetales, Schizosaccharomycetaceae. The record is from RefSeq and is a predicted model, not a curated record. Bases 1 to 633 code for a protein of 210 amino acids. The transcript has a single exon. Gene Ontology annotation, biological process: protein retention in ER lumen; intracellular protein transport; endoplasmic reticulum to Golgi vesicle-mediated transport. Gene Ontology annotation, cellular component: COPII-coated ER to Golgi transport vesicle; endoplasmic reticulum; endoplasmic reticulum-Golgi intermediate compartment.
AUGAGGUUCGUAGGGUUCAAAUUUGCCGUUUUGUUGACGCUUUUGACAUGGGUCCAUGCCAUUGAAUUAACCUUUCAACUGGAAAACCAGGAACAACAAUGCUAUCAUAUAGAAGCUCCAUUCACCGGUGAAAAGUGUCAUUUUACAUAUGCUGUUCAAUCUGGUGGCUCUUUUGACGUCGAUUACAGUAUUACUGCCCCAAGCAAAAAGACCGUCGCUCUUGGUAAGAAACGACGCCAGGCAGAUAUUUAUUUCAGUUUGGAAGAAAAGGGAGAAUACGACAUUUGUUUUGAUAAUCACAUGUCUGCUUUCACUGACAAAAUUCUCACUAUGGAGUUGGUAAUGGAAAACGAGAUGUCUCUUCCUUCGCUUAACCGUGAUCCACCAAAAAAUUAUAAUCCCAACAGCAUGCAAGGGACCGUUAUGGAAAUUUCUACAGCUUUGUCAGAAAUUGACCGUAUCCAAACCUACUUUCGCACUCGGGAAAGCCGUAACUUUUCUACCGUCCAAUCUACAGAAUCUCGCAUCUUAUGGUUUAGUAUCGCAGAGGCCCUUAUGGUUGUAGGUCUUUCUUCUCUUCAAGUUUUUAUUGUGAAAACCUUUUUCAAGCAUUCUGGUAGAAGGGGUGUCUAA